Messenger RNA from Pyrgilauda ruficollis (rufous-necked snowfinch), 966 nucleotides. Its product is annotated as basic salivary proline-rich protein 4-like. NCBI's taxonomy places the organism in Eukaryota, Metazoa, Chordata, Aves, Passeriformes, Passeridae. The coding region runs from base 1 to 966 and encodes 321 amino acids. The record is from RefSeq and is a predicted model, not a curated record. The transcript is spliced from 3 exons.
AUGCCGGACCAGGGCUUCUAUCCAGCUACGCACAUGAACGCUACCAGCAGUCACACGCAGCCAGCACCAGAGAUGCCGAGGAGCGGGGAGGAGCGGGACGCGCAGCUCUUCCCAGUCCCCCGAGACCCUGCGCCUCAGCCCAGAGGUACCCGGGAGGCGGCCGCACCCCAGCGGGACGCGCCACCGCCACCGCCGCCUCAUCCUCGACGGACCCCGAGGCACGCACGGGCCCGGGUCCGGCACGGGCCUCCACGAGAAGGGCGGAACACGCAGGGGCCGGACCGGACCGGAGGGCGCUCAGCCCGCCCGCAGCGGCGCGCAGACCCGGACCCACCGCCCGACACACACCUACCGCCAGGGCCCGCCGGGCCCGCCUCCUCCGGGCGGCAGCAGGAAGUGCCGCCCGCCGGUGUCGCCAUGGAGCCGGGCACGCCGCGGCGCAGCCCCCGUGCUCCCACCCCAGCAGAGCCCGCGGGGCUCCCGAGCUUAUCGGAUAUAGACUGCUUGCGGGCUCGCUCGCUAGGGCGGAGCGGGUUCGUGCUCACUGACGCUCCCCAAGGUGCUGCUAGGGAGGAAACCCGGGUGGACACACCCGCAAGAGCUCAGUACAGGAACCUGCAGCACAGCCCUGAGAGCGAAUCCGCUGCUUUCGAAAGUUUUACUGUGCACGGGAGCACUGCUUGCCCUGAAACCCUUUACCCUUCCCAACGGCAGAGGCCGCGGACCGGCCACAGCACCGCAGGGCUGGAGGACACGGGGCGGGCCAAAGCGCGCUGCCAGAGCCUCCCACCCCGGCACCGACCACCGCGGCGGGGGCCUAGCGCUCCUCGCAGCAUUCGUCCCUUGCGGGGCGGCUCCGUCCUCCCGAGCGUGCCGACCGCAGACCCCUCGGCUUUCCACCAGCCCCGGUGGAAAGCUGGCAACUAUCCCCUCAGACACGCUGCCGCCGCCAUGACGCCGCAGUGA